Messenger RNA from Mustela lutreola (European mink), 2310 nucleotides. It is a transcript of the gene KIFC1, whose product is annotated as kinesin family member C1. Gene Ontology annotation, molecular function: microtubule motor activity; microtubule binding; ATP binding. The transcript has 11 exons. Lineage: Eukaryota; Metazoa; Chordata; Mammalia; Carnivora; Mustelidae. The coding region runs from base 166 to 2187 and encodes 673 amino acids. The record is from RefSeq and is a predicted model, not a curated record. Gene Ontology annotation, biological process: microtubule-based movement.
GCGGUUGGAAUUCAAAAGUGGCGGGUGUGGCAUCGGGAUAGCCACCGGAGUCCGGAGCGCGCGUGCUUUGUGUCGCGAGCAGGUGAGAGAACGCGGGUGCCAGGAGCCCCGGCGCCGUGUCCUCUUCCAUUGUGCUCUCCUGGAGCGUGUGGCACGGAACUGGACAUGGAGCCGCAGCAGAGGUCCCCCUUGUUGGAAGUGAGGGGGAACGUAGAGCUGAAGAGGCCCCUGGUCAAGGCUCCUUCUCGCCUGCCUCUCCCGGGAACCAGGUUUAAGAGGGGACCUGACCGGAUGGAGGAUGCCUUGGAGCCAGAGAAGAAAAGGACACGAGGACUGGACACAGUGACCAAAAUUGCCACGUCACACCCCAGACCACCAGCCCUCACUGUGAGGCCACAGACACAAAGCCAGACCACAGCUCCCAAAGUUCCCAAGAAGACAGGACCCCGCUGUUCCACAGCUAUAGGCACAGUGUUGAAGAAACAGAAACCAGACCCUGCCGUUCCUGCCCAGAAGCCUGGAGCAGCUGCCCCUCCCACGCUGGGAGGGAAGAAACCCACCAAACGUCCAGCCUGGGACUUAAAGGGUCAGUUAUGUGACCUAAAUGCCGAGCUGAAGUGCUGCCGGGAGAGGACUCAGACACUGAACCAGGAGAACCAGCAACUGCAGGACCAGCUCAAGGAGGCCCAGCAACAGGCCAGGGUCCUGGGGGCAGAGUGCAGGACACUGGAAGGGGAGUUGGCCAGGGUGCAAGCCCAGGCUGAGCAGGGCCAGCAGGAGCUGGGGAACCUCAGGGCCCGUGUCCUGGAGCUGGAAGAGCAGCUGGGCACACAGCAGGGCUUGGUGCAAGAGCUCCAGAAAGAACAAGUGGGAUUACAGGAGGAGCGAAGGGGACUGGCUGCCCGGCUGGAGGAGCAGGAGAGGAGGCUGCAGGCGUCGGAAGUGGCUCUGUCGGGCAGCCAAGCGGAGGUGGCAUCUCUGCGACAGGAGGCUGCCACCCAGGCGACCUUACUGGUGGCACAAGGAGAACGUCUCCAUGGGCUAGAGAUGGAGCGCCGGCGACUGCACAACCAGCUGCAGGAACUCAAAGGCAAUAUCCGUGUGUUCUGCCGGGUGCGCCCUGUCCUUCCGGGGGAGCCCACCCCAUCCCCGGGCUUCCUCCUGUUUCCCUCUGGCCCCGGUGGGUCCUCGGAUACUCCAACCCGCCUCAGCGUCUCCCGGUCUGACGAGCGUCGUGGGACCCUGAGUGGGACGCCAGCCCCCACCACCCGCCACGACUUCUCCUUUGACCGGGUUUUUCCACCCGGGAGCGGGCAGGACCAAGUGUUUGAGGAGAUCGCCAUGCUUGUCCAGUCAGCCCUGGAUGGCUACCCAGUAUGCAUCUUUGCCUACGGCCAGACAGGCAGUGGCAAGACCUUCACCAUGGAGGGCGGGCCUGGGGGAGACCCCCAGGUGGAGGGCCUGAUCCCUCGGGCCCUGCGGCACCUUUUCUCCGUGGCCCAGGAGCUGGGCGGCCAGGGCUGGACCUACAGCUUUGUGGCAAGCUACGUAGAGAUCUACAAUGAGACUGUCCGAGACCUGCUGGCCACGGGGACCCGGAAGGGCCAGGGCAGUGAGUGUGAGAUUCGCCGGGCAGGGCCGGGGAGUGAGGAACUUACUGUCACCAAUGCCCGAUAUGUUCCUGUCUCCUGUGAGAAAGAGGUGGAGGCCCUGCUCCAGCUGGCCCGCCAGAACCGGGCAGUGGCCCGCACGUCCCAAAACGAGCGAUCAUCACGUAGUCACAGUGUGUUCCAGCUACAGAUCUCUGGGGAGCAUGCUGGACGAGGCCUGCAGUGUGCGGCUCCCCUCAGCCUUGUGGACCUGGCUGGGAGUGAGCGGUUAGACCCUGGCUUAGCCCUUGGCCCUGGGGAACGGGAACGCCUUCGGGAAACACAAGCCAUUAACAGCAGCCUAUCCACCCUGGGGCUGGUCAUCAUGGCCUUGAGUAACAAGGAGUCCCACGUUCCUUACCGGAACAGCAAGCUCACCUACCUGCUGCAGAACUCUCUGGGUGGCAGUGCUAAGAUGCUCAUGUUCGUGAACAUUUCCCCCCUAGAAGAGAACGUCUCUGAGUCCCUCAACUCCCUACGCUUUGCCUCCAAGGUGAACCAGUGUGUUAUUGGUACGGCCCAGGCCAACAGGAAAUGAAGACAGAUCCAGAUCCUACAUGUGUGUUUCGGGGUGGGGUGGGACGGCUGAGGGAUGCUUUGUUGGGGGGGAGGGGCUCUGUGUGACCUGGGUCUAUCAAAUAAAGAACAGUUUUUUGUUGUU